Messenger RNA from Oryzias latipes (Japanese medaka), 1784 nucleotides. It is a transcript of the gene polb, whose product is annotated as polymerase (DNA directed), beta. The record is from RefSeq and is a predicted model, not a curated record. Gene Ontology annotation, molecular function: DNA-directed DNA polymerase activity; DNA binding. Gene Ontology annotation, cellular component: nucleus. Gene Ontology annotation, biological process: base-excision repair; double-strand break repair via nonhomologous end joining. NCBI's taxonomy places the organism in Eukaryota, Metazoa, Chordata, Actinopteri, Beloniformes, Adrianichthyidae.
UCUCAUUGUUCAGAGCAAGCUAACUUUUGCUAACGUGGUAGUCAGAAACUGACUGACACCUUGCAGCUUGUAAUCGCUUUCGCACGCAAAUAUUACUUGGGAAUUUUUUUUAAAACACUACAAUAGUGAAUUACAUCCACUAUGAGCAAAAGAAAAGCACCACAGGAAUCUCCAAACGAAGGAAUAACGGACUUUCUCAUCGAGUUGGCCAACUACGAGAAAAAUGUCAACAGGGCAAUACACAAGUACAAUGCUUACAGGAAAGCAGCAUCUACCAUUUCUAAAUACCCAAGCAAGAUUAGGAACGGAGAAGAAGCAAAAAAACUGGAUGGUGUUGGUGCCAAAAUAGCAGAAAAGAUUGAUGAAUUUCUACAAACUGGCAAACUAAGAAAACUAGAAAAGAUCCGAAAUGAUGAUACCAGCUCUUCCAUCAACUUCCUCACUAGAGUUACUGGAAUUGGCCCUGCUGCCGCCAGGAAGUUUUUUGAAGAAGGGGUGAAGACAUUAGAUGAUUUGAAAAAGGUUGAGCACAAACUUAACCACCAUCAAAAGAUUGGACUCAGGUACUUUGAAGAGUUUGAGAAAAGGAUCCCAAGAGCUGAAAUGGAACAAAUGGAGGCUCUUAUCAUUGCUGAGUUGGAGAAAAUUGAUCCAGAAUAUAUUGGAACAAUAUGUGGAAGCUACAGAAGAGGUGCAGCGUCGAGUGGUGAUAUUGAUAUUUUGCUGACCCACCCAAACUACACCUCGCAGACUGAGAAACAGCCCAAGCUCCUCCAUGCUGUGGUUGAACACUUGGAGUCCAUUGGCUUUGUGACUGACACUCUGUCCAAAGGAGACACCAAGUUCAUGGGUGUCUGCCAACUGCAGCAGAGCAAUGAUGAUGAGGAUGAGGAAGAAUACCUUCACAGGCGUAUUGACAUUAGGUUGAUUCCCAAAGACCAGUACUACUGUGGAGUUUUGUAUUUCACUGGAAGUGACAUCUUUAACAAAAAUAUGAGAGCUCAUGCUUUGGAGAAGGGCUUCACUCUAAACGAAUACACCAUACGACCACUUGGUGUCACUGGUGUGGCAGGAGAACCUCUGCCGGUGGACAGCGAGAGAGACAUUUUUGAAUACAUCCAGUACAAGUUUAAAGAGCCCAAAGAUCGCAGCCAGUAAAGGACAACAGUAAAGCCUCCAGCUAAAACUAUCUUUGAAAUAGAGCUGAACUGGAAAAAAAAAAGCUGCGUUUAUGUUACUUUUGAAUAGUUUCGCUUGUGAUACAACAAAGGAAACUACCGAGCGUUUUAUUUAAUGACUCAAUAAUGUUUUAAUUGAGAAAUGCACAGAUUUGGAGAAAAAAAAUCUUUCUGGAUGUGAUUCAACUUUAUUGUAGCUUAUGAAUCAAUGUAAAAAUUGACCUGUUUGAGCUUUUCAAUUUAUUACCCAAAGUGGUAUUAUACUUCCUGAAACAUGAGUUUGUUCAGAGAAAAGUUUGCUUCUUAUCAUGAUGACAUGUUUUCUUUAUUUGUAUUACACUUUUUUUCCUUGUGGGUUAUUUUUUUUACAUCCUUUAUUGUGGGCAGACUGUAUAGAAAUGUUACAAACAUACAAUGUGAUAGUUUCAGUUUCCACUUGUACACUAAAUUCUUAAAAAAUUAACUGAAUUCUUAAAUAUGUUUUUUUUUUAAUGUGCUUAAAAACUUGAAUCCGCCAUGAUAUUUUUUGUUAUGAAUAAGCAAUAUGCAGUAGAUCGCAGUAAAUUAUUCUUUGCUUUCAAACAUGAAUAAAAUGUGUCAUUGUGU